Molecule: messenger RNA, 546 nt
Organism: Drosophila eugracilis
Lineage: Eukaryota; Metazoa; Arthropoda; Insecta; Diptera; Drosophilidae
Product: caltractin-like
Exons: 1
Coding region: 1-546 (181 amino acids)
Biological process (GO): centriole replication; mitotic cell cycle
Cellular component (GO): centriole; centrosome
Molecular function (GO): calcium ion binding
Source: RefSeq, a predicted model, not a curated record
AUGGAGCCCACCACAGUGGUCAACGCGGCGGCAAUUCCCAAUGCUAAUGCUAAAAAACCUACUCAACAGGGCCGUAAGAAAUCUGGGCCCAAGUUUGAGCUAUCCGAAGCGCAGAAAUCUGAUAUCAAAGAAGCCUUUGACUUAUUCGACAACGAAUGCACUGGCUACAUCGAGGUCAAAGAGCUCAAGGUGGCCAUCAGAGCCUUGGGCUUUGAGCCCAAGAAAGAGGAGAUCAAGAGGAUGAUCGCCGAGAUCGACAAGGAAGGCAACGGAAGGCUAACGUUUAAUGACUUCCAGCACCUGAUGACCAUGAAGAUGGCCGAGAAGGACACCAAGGAGGAGAUACUUAAGGCUUUUCGGCUUUUUGAUGAUGAUGAAACGGGGAAGAUCUCCUUCAGGAACCUGAAACGAGUGGCCCGUGAGUUGGGUGAAACGCUGACAGAUGAGGAGUUGCGGGAGAUGAUCGACGAGGCGGACUUGGACAACGAUGGAGAGGUCAACCAGGAGGAGUUUCUGCGGAUCAUGAAGAAGACUAGCUUGUAUUGA